This is a messenger RNA of Dermacentor silvarum, 3544 nucleotides long. RefSeq lists its product as uncharacterized. Bases 327 to 1592 code for a protein of 421 amino acids. Lineage: Eukaryota; Metazoa; Arthropoda; Arachnida; Ixodida; Ixodidae. Gene Ontology annotation, biological process: intracellular protein transport. The record is from RefSeq and is a predicted model, not a curated record. Gene Ontology annotation, molecular function: phosphatidylinositol binding. The transcript is spliced from 6 exons.
UACAGAACCUACAGACGUUAGAUCGUCGGGCAGGGAGCGCAUCUCCCGCCUGGAAAGAAGAUCGGCUCUUCUGCUCAGAUCUCGUUUGUGCCGCCUUCCCGGAAGACGUUCUCGAGCCUGCACCUUUCUCGAGUUGCCAAGACUUCUUGUCAAUCUCGCAGCUCUUAUAUCGAAGAACAACUGCUUACGGAGAAGCGUGCCUAAGGUGUUAAGCCUGCGGCACCAAGCCUCGCACGGGGACACCCUUAAAGAGCCCCAAAGACCGUGGACGAUCGAACUCGUACAGGACAAAUAUUUAACUCUUUUUUUUGCAAACAUCAUCUGAAAUGCGCCUCACAACACCAUCCGGCAUGUGCGAAGAAUCGACAACCGCGACUACUCGACGCCGCAAGGGCAUCCUCAAGGCGCCGCGCCAUUCUUCGAGCGACUUCAGCGAUGACAGCAGCAGCAGCAACAGUAGCAUUCUCAGCAUCAGCGACGAUGCAAGCGUCUCGUCCAGAAGCGAGAUCGAGUCGAGCGAUUCAUCCGGCGUCAUACUUUACGACAGACAGACUUUCCUGGAUGUGAACGUGAGGAACCCGAUCGUCCACCAAGUAAAAGGAGAUGUUCACACGUCAUACGACAUUUCCAUUGAGACGAACAACAGCUCCUUCACAAUGUCCCGGUCGACGGUCCGAAGGAGGUAUUCUGAGUUCAUAUACCUGAAAAGCUUACUCAAGGAACUGCAGCCUUCCUUGACUCCACCCCGCCUACCGCCGAAGACGCUGAUGAAAAGAUUCGACGACAAGUUUAUAGAAGACCGUCGUGCGGGCCUUGAGUCUUUCUUGAGAAAUGUCCUGACAGAGCCACUCUACCUCUCCAACAAGAGUCUGCACCUCUUCAUCCAGACCAGCUUGACCAUGAAGGAAAUCGAAGACGUCGUCAAAGGAACAGAAGGCACCUACAUCCCGGAGUCUAAACCGCCCAUUGUACUUUCACUGCACGACGAAGUCUUUGACGAGAUUGGUGACAGCGCGUACGAGUCUGCAGCCGAAGAACUCUCCCCAAACGGCAGUGCCACGGCCGCACCGCGAGGCAUCCUGCGCAAGAAUAGCAGCUUCACCAUGCUUCACAGUUCCAAGUGCUGCCGCGGCGACGGCCACUGUCACCUCCGCAUCGGCUCCAGCAUCUGCGUCUGCACGCCGACGCUCUUGCCGCCGUCUUGGGACAGUAGCCACGACAGCGGCAUGCUUCAGAGCCCGUACUGUCCGCUGCCCAGCACCAGCACGCCUAUACCGAACGGGGUGGCUUCCGAUGCCACCACGGGCACAGGAGGCUCCAACAUUGGUUGCCACAGCGGAGGCGCCAGCCCCGAUCUUCGUGCGAGAAUAACGAGGCUGCGAGCGAGCGCCAGCGACUCGUGCCUGGAGACAAUGGGCAGCAGCAUGAAGAAGCACGUGUCCUUCUCGAGCGCCGUCGAAAUCUUUGACAGGGAGAAGCACGGACGCCGUAGCGUGACACUGUGGCCGCCGGUUCCUGCCGCCUUCGGCGGCGUCGGGCCGUCGCUCUAUUUUUGCUCCUCUUCUCCCAGUGAACAUUCGUCCACUUCCUGAAACGAGGAAAAGCACGCACGUCGCGCCACUUUUAUCAGAACAUUGUAUGGGCCUACGCCACGUUUGCAAACACGCGGGCCAAUCGGGAGUGCUGAGCGUGCGUAGUGGGUCUCGUCCUCCGCCUUAAGCGCCGUUCUGGUCAUAGAAUACUCAUCAGUUCAAAUUAACGUUUGAUAACGCGAAGCGGUUCAUCUGCUACGUGUGGCCAUGCGUGAAAUGCAUAGCCCGUAGCCACUUCGACGCUUCAGCGCAUUUAGCGUCGCAACAUUUGGCGUCAGUUCGGGCACUGAGCACAACAAAGGGCAAAUCAGGAACAGCCCAAAUGUGACGAAUGCUUGCUGCAGCGUAUCCAUGAAGUACUGCUAUAUAGUACUAACGAUUAAACGGCGCAUUUCGCGUUUUGCGAUGCGCGGCAUUUACAGCGAGGAUUGUUGUGCAGACGCUACAUAUGGUGGCCAAAUGUGCGACGAACUACGGCCACCAAACUUAAUAACGCGUUUGUACACUGCAGUUGAAUUUUCCUUCACGCGAAAUUUCUUGCGUUGGGCGAAGAGGUUUAUAGGGGUGAGUGGCUCGCCUGGGGUUGACGCAACAACCAGAGCUUGACAGGCGAUGCUAAGUCCUAACAGGUCGCACUUUAAUCUGAAACCUGGACUGCGCAUGCUUAGCACCCACAACUGGCACGUGUGUUCGUAAACGUGACGUAGAUCUAGAGUUGGCGGCGUGCGUUGCACCGAUAAACUCCAUUGACUUUCUCGCACAGCUUUCUCGUCGCGAAUUGUUUUGUACCCCGUGACUCAUCAAUCGUGUCCGCAUCGUGUUUCACAAGUGCCGUUAGAACGCCAUGUAUUAGUGUUCCAGGGCACGCUGCGAUACCUUGUCAGUUUCGCCUCAUCACACGGACAACGACUCGCGUACGUGCCGUCAAAAUGCGGUUAUGUUUUAUGAAGGCUCACGUGACCCACUACUAAUGGGUUAUUCUGUUAUUAUUCUCAAGGUUACGCGUAACGAUCACAUGCCCAAGCAGCUGUCGGUAUCUUGGGCACCUUUGCAUCAUGAGAAUGCAUAACAGAUCUUUAAACGUUGUGCUUCACGCUCUGGACACACGUGUGUGACAUACUUGACCAUUGCUUAGUAGCAGCUGUUGGACCUGAAUGCUCAUUGGGAGCGUUGCUUGUGUUGCAGGUAUUACUGCGGUCCUUUUUCUGAUUGACCAUUGGAUUUUGUGCGAGGCUCAAGCAGAACAAACUUGGGGCGCAAAUGCAGAAUCUUUGCCACUCGUGCAUUUCGCUGUGAUAUUUUAACAAUCUGGGCAGCAUUUGUGUCACACUAUAAUAUUUUAUGUGGUGUGCUGCAGACAUGGCAAUAUUUUGCUGUAGAGCAAGCUACUUCAGUCAUCUGCAUGUAAUAAAAGGACUAGCUAGUUUGGCACAUGUCUAUCUUUUUUUGUCACACUGAUGUGCGGAUUUUUGACCAGUCUUUCGGCGAGCUAUACGCGAGCGUUAUUUAGACUGCCAUUAUUGACCGCUCUCGUUAUGAGGCUUCUGCACAAAGUUUUUGACGUUAUUCUGUCAGUUUUUAUUUCCCAUGAGCGAUUGAAACUACAGAGCUUUCGAGCAUGUGAACUAGAAUAGACGUAUGCUAAAUAAGGAUGGCACUGUCUAUUGAUGUAUGGCUGCCCUGACCACUUCGUUUUCUCUUUCUUUUUUGUAGAAGAGUUUACGCGUCCUUGAGUGGGUGCCAAAUUGUUUCCCAUCAUCUGUCUGCAUAUUUCACAUAGGGAGUCCUAAUUUAAAUUCAUCACUGUGACUUCACUACCUUUUGUAGUCACAGUACUGUCACGCCAUAUUUUAUACCGAGAACAUUAUUUUUUGCUCAAGUGUUAUUUCUCGCAUUGACUUGAUGUAUUUAUUAGAUUUUAUAUGCAAAUAAACUUUCUGUGCGUGCAAGAA